AGUCCCGCCCCGGAAACGGCUCCGCGCAGCGCCAUGGCGGCGCCCGGGCGGAGGUGGUCUGUGCUGCUGUUCCGAGCGCUGCAGUCACUGUCCGCGCGCCGAGCCCUGCAUGAUACGGCUCCGCCACGGGAUGUGCUGCUCUUCGAGCACGAACGGGGCCGCUUCUUCGCCGUCCUCGGGCUGUUCUGCGCUGGCCAGGGCGUCUUCUGGGCUUCCCUGGCCAUUGCCUCCUUGGCCCGACCCCCAACCCCGGUUCGUCCAACAGACGCCAAGUCCCCAGACCAUGGCCGCUUGGACCUGCGCUCUACACUCUGGCGUUACGGCCUUGCCGUCGGCUGCGGCGCAAUCGGUUCCCUGGUACUUGGUGCUGGUCUUCUCUUUUCCCUCCGCUCUGUGCGCUCAGUGAUGCUACGGGCUGGAGGGAAGCAAGUGACCCUCACCACUCAUGCCCCCUUUGGUUGGGGUGCCCAUUUUACGGUUCCCUUAAACCAGGUAUCUUGCAUGGCCCACCGGGGAGAAGUCCCUGCCAUGUUGCCUCUGAAAGUCAAAGGCCGACGCUUCUACUUCCUGUUGGACAAAGCUGGACACUUCCCCAACACGAAACUUUUUGACAACACUGUGGGUGCCUACCGUAGCUUGUGAAGAAGCAACCUCAGGUCACUAAGGUUCAGAAUAAAAAACCUUAUGGAUGGGGUGACAACCAGGGUCACACAGGUGGCCCAGAAUUAACAGCAAAUAAAAGAGCAGUUGUCCCAAGGGCAGCUACCUGCCCGUA
Bubalus bubalis (water buffalo) is the source of this 775-nucleotide messenger RNA. It is a transcript of the gene TMEM223, whose product is annotated as transmembrane protein 223. Bases 34 to 642 code for a protein of 202 amino acids. The transcript has 2 exons. The record is from RefSeq and is a predicted model, not a curated record. Gene Ontology annotation, cellular component: mitochondrion. Lineage: Eukaryota; Metazoa; Chordata; Mammalia; Artiodactyla; Bovidae. Gene Ontology annotation, biological process: nervous system development.